CGGCAGUUGACACCGCAGCAGCCUGUCUGCGUCAGUCUCAGGACAGCACAAGAAGCAUCUCCUGUUUCAUCCCAGCUGUAGACCAGGGAGCACAUCUCACAGAUAAAGGAUCGUCUUCCAGGCUGAGCCAGCAUGGGGAAAGAGAAGCUCCACAUAAACAUUGUGGUCAUAGGACAUGUGGACUCUGGCAAGUCCACAACCACAGGCCACCUCAUCUACAAGUGUGGGGGCAUUGACAAAAGAACGAUUGAGAAGUUUGAAAAGGAAGCAGCAGAGAUGGGAAAGGGAUCCUUCAAGUAUGCUUGGGUUUUGGACAAACUCAAGGCAGAGCGUGAACGUGGGAUCACCAUUGAUAUCUCUCUGUGGAAAUUUGAAACCAGCAAGUAUUAUGUGACCAUCAUUGAUGCUCCAGGCCACAGGGACUUCAUCAAGAACAUGAUCACUGGGACAUCUCAGGCCGACUGUGCGGUGUUGAUUGUGGCUGCAGGUGUGGGCGAGUUCGAAGCUGGUAUCUCAAAGAACGGGCAAACUCGUGAGCAUGCUUUACUUGCCUACACGCUGGGAGUGAAGCAGCUCAUCGUAGGUGUCAACAAGAUGGAUUCAACUGAGCCUAACUACAGCCAGAAGCGCUAUGAAGAGAUUGUGAAGGAAGUCAGCACUUACAUCAAGAAGAUUGGCUACAAUCCUGACACUGUGGCCUUUGUACCCAUUUCAGGCUGGAAUGGAGACAACAUGUUGGAGCCCAGUCCUAAUAUGACAUGGUUCAAGGGCUGGAAAAUCAGUCGGAAAGAUGGCAAUGCCUCAGGCACUACACUGCUGGAGGCCCUCGAUGCCAUCCAGCCACCAACCCGACCUACUGACAAGCCUCUUCGUCUGCCUCUGCAAGACGUAUACAAAAUUGGAGGUAUUGGCACUGUGCCUGUGGGCCGAGUGGAAACAGGAAUCCUAAAACCCGGUAUGGUGGUAACAUUUGCUCCUGUCAAUGUAACCACUGAAGUCAAAUCAGUGGAGAUGCACCAUGAAGCCCUGAGUGAAGCGUUGCCAGGGGACAACGUGGGAUUUAAUGUUAAGAAUGUCUCAGUGAAGGACAUUCGCAGAGGCAAUGUGGCUGGAGACAGCAGAAACGACCCGCCGCAGGAGGCAGCUGGCUUCACCUCCCAGGUGAUUAUCCUGAACCAUCCCGGUCAGAUCAGUGCCGGCUAUGCCCCUGUCCUUGACUGUCACACUGCACAUAUCGCUUGCAAGUUUGCCGAGCUAAAGGAAAAGAUAGACCGUCGUUCUGGAAAGAAGCUGGAGGAUAACCCCAAGUUCCUGAAGUCUGGGGAUGCUGCUAUAGUGGACAUGAUUCCUGGCAAGCCUAUGUGUGUGGAGAGCUUCUCUGAGUACCCACCGCUUGGCCGUUUUGCGGUGCGUGACAUGCGUCAAACAGUGGCAGUGGGCGUGAUAAAAGGUGUGGAAAAGAAAGCUCCCACGAGUGGCAAGAUAACCAAGUCUGCUCAGAAGGCGCAGAAGACCAAAUGAAUGUUGUGUUGGGCUGGUGCCCCAACUGUUCAGCGCGGCAGAAGACCCGCAUACGUCUCCCUCCAUCUGCACACCAUAGUAAACAUCUGGUCCAUUAUCACAAUGCAUCGAAAAAGCAGACGAAGGAAAAAACAAAUCCAUCGCAUUAGAGAUGAACAUCUUAGCAAACUGUUGUGUGUAAGCUCCAUCGUAUCUUGUUUCGUGCUUGAACAUCACAACAGAUUUGCAUUACGGUUCAAACAUGUGCUGUUGUAGUUAAAUCUAUCCUGCUUAUUUAUCUAAAGAGGCCCUGUUGUUACGCUGUAGAGAUGCUCUUCUCGAUGGUCUUUGUAGAAGUAACGUUUCUUGUUAAAGCUUUAAAACCAGUAAGCUCAGCAGCCAGACAUAUACCGGUUGUUUGCAUGUUUGCUCAUAGCAGCUUAGGAUCCAGCUUUAGACACUUAAACAUUUAAUCUUAACACCCUGUUUGUCUUAAGCUACCUGAUAGUAUCUCUGGUACAUGUUACUGGAACAUUUGUGCACCUUAAAUGCUGUUCUUUGUGACAAUAUGUUGAUAAGAGUAAAAAAUGUUAAAC
This is a messenger RNA of Cyprinodon variegatus (sheepshead minnow), 2096 nucleotides long. RefSeq names its product elongation factor 1-alpha 1. Gene Ontology annotation, molecular function: GTPase activity; translation elongation factor activity; GTP binding. The transcript has 8 exons. Bases 133 to 1521 code for a protein of 462 amino acids. NCBI's taxonomy places the organism in Eukaryota, Metazoa, Chordata, Actinopteri, Cyprinodontiformes, Cyprinodontidae. The record is from RefSeq and is a predicted model, not a curated record. Gene Ontology annotation, biological process: translational elongation; translation.